Molecule: messenger RNA, 681 nt
Organism: Fusarium falciforme
Lineage: Eukaryota; Fungi; Ascomycota; Sordariomycetes; Hypocreales; Nectriaceae
Exons: 6
Coding region: 1-681 (226 amino acids)
Source: RefSeq, a predicted model, not a curated record
AUGCAGUUUUCGACUCUAAGCCUUCUCGGCCUCCUACAGCUGGCGAGUUGCCAGAACAUUGUGGGCUUCGGUCCUGCAUUCUCCCUGGGCCCAACAAAGUCAUGGAUCCGCGAAGCCACCACGACACUUGUCUUGCCCAAGGUUCCCAACCCUCCCAAGGACCGCCUUGCUCUGUGGCCCGGCAUGGGGACAAGUGGUGGUGAUCUUAUCCAGGCUCUCGCGGUUGCGUUUUCGGACCCUAAGCGGGAAUGUGGUGCAAGCGCAGGGCAAUGGUGCACAUGGGCCAGCACACUGCAAGGAGAACAACUCGGUGGCAAGCAAGUUCCAGCCAAGGCUGGCACCAAGCUCACCAUUCACUACGUCUACAAUGACGCUACCAGCAAAUACGACCAGACCGUCACAGUUGGUGGCUCUGUUAUCUCGUCCCUCUCAACUUCCUCUGGUCAUGCCGAGGGUUGGGGCACCGCUGUUGAGUGUCAAGACGAUGCUUGCGUCGGCACGGUAGCCGCCCAUCAAUACCUUGACACAACCAUCAUCUUGAACGAGGCCGACAAGUCAUUUGGAAACACACUGGGUAUCAACGAGGCCGACUCUUCGGGAUUGCACACAGCGGACGGUGGUAAGACCUGGGAGGUGACCACCAUCAACAUUCACUCCCACACUUUUAAUGUCAGAAGCUAG